Pestalotiopsis fici W106-1 is the source of this 1533-nucleotide messenger RNA. RefSeq lists its product as uncharacterized. The record is from RefSeq and is a predicted model, not a curated record. The transcript is spliced from 2 exons. NCBI's taxonomy places the organism in Eukaryota, Fungi, Ascomycota, Sordariomycetes, Amphisphaeriales, Sporocadaceae. Gene Ontology annotation, molecular function: FAD binding; oxidoreductase activity. The coding region runs from base 1 to 1533 and encodes 510 amino acids.
AUGAAGUCUUCCGUGGCUUCCUUAUUAUUCUUUUCUGGCCUUUCCAGCCUUGCAGCUGGCGCCAGCAUCCCUAGAUAUUUCGAGAAACAACCAAUCACUCGUAGAGAUCUCACCAGUGCGGAGGUCCGACAGGAGCUUGGCGACCAGGUCUCCUCGGGCACCCUGAUUUAUGGAGCAGAUGAUGCUGAAUUCGCCGAACUUACUUCCCGAUGGACCGAUUAUUCCAAGCCGGAUGUCCAAGUCGCAAUCGAACCCGCAACGGAAGCCGAUGUUGCAACAAUAGUCAACUACUGUAACGACAACAGUAUUGACUUCCUAGCCCUCAACGGUGGCCAUGGCCUUGCUUAUAGUCUGAAAUCGUUUAGUGGUCUCCAGAUCAGUAUGUGGCAGUUGGACAACAUCACCAUCUCAGACGAUGCCGGGUCAGCCUGGUUUGGAGGUGGUACCAAGGUUGGCAAUGUUACCCAAUACCUUUCCGAUCGAGGCUAUGUCACCACGACUGGUGGCUGUGAGUGCGUCGGCAUGAUGGGCGCUGGUCUUGGUGGUGGCCACGGUCGGUACGAAGGUCUCUACGGCAUGAUCAGUGACAACAUUCUGGAGCUCAACCUUGUUUUGGCCAACGGUACAUCCAUUGUCGUUAGCGAAUCGGAGAACAGUGACCUCCUCUGGGCCAUGAAGGGAGCCGGUCACAAUUUCGGCAUCGUCACGAGCUACAAAAUGACUAUCUGGCCCCUGGAGGACACAACCUGGCACUGGCACAACUAUAUCUGGCGUGGCGAUCAGCUCGAGACCGUCUUUGAUGCCCUUAACACCUUCCACGGCAAUGGUACCACGCCCGUUAACAUGGCCUUUGAGGUUGGAAACUUUGUCAUGAACACUACCAUCACAAGCGACGAGCCCGUGCUCUUCUGGACCUUUGCCUACCGUGGACCUGCCGAUGAGGCAGAGGAGCUCCUCGUCCCUUUCAACGCCAUUGACGCCGAAAUGAGCGUCUCGGGUGAUGUGCCGUACACGGGGAUCGCCACCGCACAGGGAACCAGCUGGGACUCUGCCAUUUGCCAGCACGGACAAGUGCACAUCACCUCGACAGUGGGCCUAGUAACCUACAACCUAACGGCCGAGCGUCAAAUUUUCGAAGGCUUCAAGCAGCGCGCGCAGGAGUACCCAGAGCUCGUGGCGGCAUCCUUCAUCAUGCACGAGGGCUACGCCACAGAGGGUGUCGACAACAUCGCCUCCGACAGCUCGGCCUACCCCUUCCGCAGCGACCACCAUCUGAUGCUGUUCAACGCCGUCUCGCCGAGCAGCGACUACGAUGAUUUGGCUCUUGCCUGGGCCAACGAGGCGCGCGACCAGUGGAACGCAGGCCAGCCCGGCCGCGCCCCCCACGCCUAUGUCAACUACGCCAGCGGCCUCGAGACCGUCGAGGAGUGGUAUGGCGAGGAGAGCUGGCGUAUCGAGAGGCUAACGAGCCUCAAGACGAAGUACGACCCUGACAACCGUUUCCGCUACUACAACCCCAUCGUUGCCGCAUAA